This is a messenger RNA of Lycium ferocissimum, 1412 nucleotides long. RefSeq lists its product as uncharacterized. Bases 132 to 1196 code for a protein of 354 amino acids. The transcript has 3 exons. NCBI's taxonomy places the organism in Eukaryota, Viridiplantae, Streptophyta, Magnoliopsida, Solanales, Solanaceae. The record is from RefSeq and is a predicted model, not a curated record.
UUUUGUUGGUUUUCUCUGGUUUUAAAAUACCCUCCAAACACACUUUCACAUGUCAGUGAAAUCAUAUUUCCCUCUCUUUCUUCUUCAUCUCCUUCUCCUUUCAUUUUUCUAAAUUUCAUCUAAAAAAAACCAUGACUAACUAUAGAAUGGACUCAGAAGAGGAAGCUUUGUUUCGUAAUUCUCCCUAUCCACUUUACUUCGUGCAAAGUCCAUCCACCAUCUCCCAUGCAAAUAGUGGAGAACUGUCUCGUCACAACAACAACAACAAUAACAGUAACGAGUUUUCAUUAGUAUGUCAUUCUCCAAUGCCACGACCAGAAGCCGGUCCAUUGGCUCUCUCUCGAUACUCAUCUCGUGGAUCUAACCACUUGUUCUCGCAUCACGAGAAGAAGAUUUCUUGCGACUCUCUUCAGAGCCACGGGACAGGAAUCGAUGAGAACAUCGAGAUUGAUCGAGAGAAACAUUGUAGUGCAAUGUUGUUGGUUCACGGGGAAAAUGGCAGUAGUGUUCAUGAAGAGGGGGAUGAGUACGAGGAUGAGGAUGAAGAGGAUUAUUAUUAUGGGAAAGGAAGUUGGAAGAGGUUUUUUUCUUUGGGAUAUUCGGAUUCGACCCCAUGGAUCGUUUUGCAAGUAACUUGGAGGCUUAUUGUGAGUAUGAUAGUAGCUUUGGUUGUUUUCUAUCUUGCCACAAAGCCCCCUGCACCUAAGAUUUCUGUUAAGAUUGCGGGUAUUCGUGAAUUUGGAUUAAGAGAGGGAGUGGAUGGAACUGGUGUAAACACCAAAAUGCUGACAUGCAAUUGUUCAAUGACCUUACAAAUAGAUAACAAGUCUAAGCUCUUUGGGCUUUACAUUCAUCCCCCUGCCAUGGAAAUGUACUUUGGAAGGCUCCCUUUCAUAUUAGCACAAGGUGAAGAACUUUAUGCAGGGAGCUAUGGGCCAGCAUACUUCAAGCUAAGUGCAGGGACAAGGAACAAGGCAUUGUAUGGGGCAGGAAGAGUUAUGCAAGAUAUGCUCCGAUCCAACAAAGGAUUGCCUUUGCUAAUUCGCGUACAUCUCAGUUCAACUUUCCAUGUUGUUUGGGGUCUCAUCAAGCCCAAAUUUCAUCACCAAAUCGAGUGCCUUGUUGUUCUUCAUAACACGUACAAUAAAAGACAGAGGACCCAAGCUUAUAAUAGCACUUGUGUGUUGACAUCUUAAUUCUUAAAACCAUCAAUUUUUUUUAAUUGCAAGAUGUUGAUGAAGGAAAAAAAAAAACAAGAGAAAAUGUAUUGUUAAUUAUCUGUGUCGCGAAUCGAUUUCAGUUGGUUGAUAUUGCAGCAAGAAGGUAUUCUCAGCCAUGAAUUUUUGUAAAGGAUGUGGAAGGAUCCAUUAGUAUAUAAUAUUAAUGAUAUGUGCUUCGAUCUAUAGUUCAAA